This is a messenger RNA of Penicillium cinerascens, 894 nucleotides long. It is a transcript of the gene dscB, whose product is annotated as protein dscB. The transcript has 2 exons. The record is from RefSeq and is a predicted model, not a curated record. The coding region runs from base 1 to 894 and encodes 297 amino acids. NCBI's taxonomy places the organism in Eukaryota, Fungi, Ascomycota, Eurotiomycetes, Eurotiales, Aspergillaceae.
AUGCUCACAUCCGGCCUCACCAAUACCCCGCUCACCAAGUCCCUCCUUGUCUACUCCAUCACGUCAUCAAUCGCGCUCUCCCUUUUCGACAUCAAGCACCUGGCCACCAUCCAUGUCUCUCCACACUUCUGGCCCUACGCGCAGUUCUGGCGUGCGCUAGUCUGGCAAGUCGCCGGCUUUUCCAAUUCCACCGAGGCCCUCUUCGCCGCCAUGCUGGUGUAUCACUUGAGAGUCGUGGAGCGCGCUUGGGGAAAACGGAAGAUGGCUACAUUCCUUCUCACCACGCUGCCUUACACAACACUCCUUCCACCCCUCCUCCUCUCCCUCGUCGUCAGACCUCUCUCUCUAAACACCCUCAAUUACCUCCCCUCCGGCCCUACGGCAACUGUCUUCGCCCUGCUGGCACAAUACUACGCGACAAUCCCACACACCUUCCGCUACCGCAUCGGGACGACAUCCCCACCCCGUGCCAAUAACAGCAACAACAACAACACAAACACCCCGAAACCCGAACCAACAAGCCUCACCCUCCUCCUCUCCGACAAAUCAACCACUUACCUAGUAGCUGCGCAGCUCGCGCUUUCGCAGUUUCCCGCCAUGCUUAUCCCAUCCGUGGUGGGCUGGGUUGUCGGCGUUGCGUGGCGCGCGGAGCUCCUGCCGGGCCUCUCGCCUUCUAGCCACGGGUUCCGAGUUCCGGCUUGGUUGGUUGGCGAGAGGGAGAGACGAGGUGUUGCGAAUGGUGGGAGUAGUGCGGAGCGGGAACGGUAUGAGGAUUUGAGGAGGAGGUUGGAGGGAGAGGUUGCGGCUUCUACUUCUGUGGAUGGUGGGCAGAGACGGAGUGGGAGUGGGGAGGAGAGUAGUGGGCUCAUGGAGAGAUUGAGAGGUGCAUUUUAA